CACCAACAUCAUCACCACCAUCAAACAAAGCUUAAAGAGUCAAAGCCCUCAAAGCCCAAGACCCUUCUUCUUUUCCACUUUCUCUCUCUAGAAAAAAAAAAUCAAACCAACCCUGUUCCUUUAUUUUCUCUCUCUAGACUGAUUUUUUGAUUAUUAUUAUUAUUAUUAAAUUUUGAUUAUUAAUUAUUAUUUAUUUUAAUCAAUUAUCUGAAUCUCUCUCUCCCAAUCCGAAAUUCAAUUGUUUUUCGAAGGUGCUUGUAGUUUCCAUCCAGCAAGUAUAAGGCGAACUGUUUUCAUUAAAUAAUUUAUGGUACGAGGGAGCAGUGAAAUUUGGGCUAGUUCAAAUUGGUUAUAUGGCUGAAGUUUAGCCUAUAUAGCUUCUUGUGGCUAGAUGUUGGGAGCAGUAUGCCGGUGAUAGUUUGGAGAAAUGCAAAGAUAUCAUGCUGCCAGCUGCACUGGUGCAGUUAAUAAUAAUGCAAUUGGAGGAGGAGCAUCAGUGAGGGAUACUCUCCGGGCUGAUCCAUCUUCAUUGCCAGCUAAUUUUCCUAUUAACUCCAGGCGGCCGUCUCAAGGCCCUCAAGGGCCUCAACUAACCCCGUACAAAUUGAAGUGUGAUAAAGAGCCCAUAAAUUCCCGACUUGGACCUCCUGACUUUCUUCCCCAGACUCCGACUUGCCCAGAGGAGACUCUUACUAAAGAUUAUGUGCAGCAUGGAUAUAGGGAGACAGUUGAAGGCCUUGAUGAAGCUAGAGAAAUCUCAUUGACUCAAGUUCAAACUUUUAGUAAGCCUGUUGUCUCAAAAUGUAGGGAGGCAAUCAAAAAAUGUCUGAGGGCCAUUAAUGAGUCUCGUGCUCAAAAGCGUAAGGCUGGUCAAGUCUAUGGCUUGCCACUUUCUGGGUCUUUAUUAACUAAGCCUGGGGUAUUUCCAGAGCUAAGGGCUUGUGGCGAAGACUUCAAGAAGAAAUGGAUCGAGGGUCUAUCACAACCGCACAAGCGACUGCGUUCUUUGGCUGACCAUGUGCCUCAUGGAUAUAGGAGGAAAUCCCUUUUUGAAGUUCUUAUCAGGAAUAAUGUCCCAUUGCUAAGAGCAACGUGGUUUAUCAAAGUAACUUAUCUUAAUCAGGUCCGUCCCAGUUCUGCUAGUAUUUCUUCCGGUACACCUGAUAAAUCUCAGUUGUCUCGCACAGAACUUUGGACGAAAGAUGUUAUUGAGUUCUUACAGUCACUCCUGGAUGAAUUUUUCUCCAGAAGUAAUUCCCAUUCUGCUCCGCACUCCAGAGAUAGACCAACUCAAAUGCUUUAUGCUGGAUCAGUACAGCACAGAAAUGAUUCAGCAACAUUCUCUGUUGACGGGGAGGAGCCUUCUUUACAUUUUAAGUGGUGGUAUGUUAUACGACUCUUACACUGGCACCAUUCUGAAGGGCUUCUACUUCCUUCUCUAAUCAUUGAUUGGGUUCUUAGUCAACUGCAGGAAAAGGACCUACUUGAGAUUUUUCAGUUGCUGUUGCCAAUCAUAUAUGGUGUAUUGGAUACUGUUCUUCUCUCUCAAACAUAUGUUCACACUCUUGCUGGAAUAGUAGUUCGUUAUAUCCGUGAACCAUCUCCAGGUGGGUCAGAUCUGGUAGAUAAUUCACGAAGGGCCUAUGCUACUUCUGCUCUUAUUGAGAUGCUGCGAUACUUGGUAUUGGCUGUUCCAGAUACAUUUGUUGCCUUGGAAUGCUUUCCUUUGCCUUCAAGUGUAAUGUCUUAUGCAGUAAAUGAUGGUGCUUUUGUAUCAAAGGCAUCUGAGGAGGCAAGAAAGACAAAAGAUAAUUCAGUUGGAAUGGUUGGUGUUUUCAGAAGUAAAGGACUUGAUGCUCAGUAUCAGACCAUUUCCUUUAAUCAAGUUGUUUCAUCCAUUCAGAAACGGGCAGAUAAUCUUUCAAAGGCUGCUUGUCCUGGUGCUCUGGUUCAUAAUGUGGCAAAAUCUGUACAAGCACUGGAUAAAGCUCUUUUUCAAGGAGACGUUAGUGAGGCUUACAGUUUUCUUUUUGAAUCUUUUUGUGAUGCAGCUGUUGAUGAAUGCUGGAUUGAAGAUGUUAGCCCUUGUCUAAGAUCAUCAUUGAAGUGGAUAGGAACUGUAAACAUGUCAUUUGUUUGUUCCAUAUUUUUCCUUUGUGAGUGGGCAACCUGUGAUUAUCGAAACUUUCGGACUAGCACGCCUCAUGAUUUAAAAUUCACAGGAAUAAAAGACUUUUCUCAGAUCUAUAUUGCUACUCGACUUAUGAAGUUGAAGAUCAGUGACUUGCAAAGUAAACCUAGACGGAAUAAUGAGAGGUCCUUUGGGAUCAAUAGUCUUGCCAAAGGUCCAAGUCAGCAUAAUUAUGUCAGCAGGCUUCCUGUAAGUAAUGGUUAUGAAUCCAAAGGUAAUUUAAAAAAUGUGAAUGGGAAAAUUAUUAAUUCCACGGAUGUAUUUGAGAGCCCAGGCCCUUUACAUGAUAUCAUAGUGUGCUGGAUCGAUCAACAUGAUGUUCAAAAGGGAGAAGGUUUGAAGCGUUUACAGCUUCUCAUAGUGGAACUCAUACGGUCUGGGAUUUUCUUUCCCCAAUCAUAUGUGAGGCAGCUGAUAGUUAGUGGAAUUAUGGAUACAAGUGGGCCUGGGGUUGAUUUAGACAGACGAAAGAGACAUUAUCAAAUUCUUAAACAGCUGCCUGGGCUCUUCAUUCAUGAUAUUUUGGAAGAAACAAGGGUUACCGAAGGAUCAGAACUUAUGGAGUCCAUACAUGUUUACUCAAAUGAACGCCGCCUUCUCAUACACGGCUUCCUUUAUGAACAAUCUCAAAAUUCAGUCAAAUCAAAUGUAUCAGGGCAAAAGCAAAAGCAAAAGAAAAAGCAUCAUCCGACUUCUGUAAAGGACGGGGCUUCCUCAACUUCCUUUGAUCAGUGGAAAAAUAUCCAAUUCCAGUCCAAAAAUAUGACUUCUAAAAGAGUCAAAGCCAACAUUGAAGAGUUGAAGGCUUCCAUCUCAGUGCUGUUGCAGAUUCCUAUCAUUGCUGCAUCUUUGGAUACAGGCUUGGAAGAAUCUCAGGGGAGUGUUAAGAGGGCAGCUGAGUCAAUAUCCAGCAAAGUGGAUGUAGUAGAGGGUACGCCUGGAUGUGAGGAUUGUAGAAAAGCGAAGAGACAAAAGUUGAGUGAUGAAAGGAGCUCUUUCUUUCCAGGUCAUUCUCCUAUGUCAGAUGAUGAAGAUACUUGGUGGGUUAGAAAGGGGACUAAAUCCUUAGAUGUCUCCAAAGUUGAUGUACCUUUGAAAACAUCUAAACAGGUCUCUAAGGGUAGACAAAAGGUUGUGCGUAAAACUCAAAGUCUCGCUCAGUUAGCAGCUGCUAGGAUUGAGGGUAGCCAGGGAGCUUCUACAAGUCAUGUGUGUGAUAAUAAGGUUGUCUGCCCUCACCAUAAACCUGGAAUCGAAGGGGAAGCCCUUCGGUCGGCAGAUGGCAUCAAAACACUACAACGUGGAGAUAUUGUUUCAAUUGCAAAAGCACUGAAACAGUUACGUUCUGUAGAGAAGCGGUCAAUUACUGUUUGGUUAGUAAGUGCUGUUAAACAGCUUGUUGAGGAGGCUGAAAGGACUGCUGCCAAGACCAGCCAGUUUACUAGACCUUAUGUUUCUACUGAUGAUAGAGGCUCCAUACGGUGGAAGCUUGGUGAGGAUGAGCUUUCUGCUAUAUUGUACUUGAUGGAUGUUUGUGAAGAUUUAAUUUCUGCAGCCAAGUUACUACUCUGGCUGUUUCCAAAGGUUUCCAGCAAUCACAAUUCUACAAUUCAUAGUGGGAGAAAUAUUCUGAUGCCGCAAAGAACUGUGGAAAACCAUGGAUGUGAAGUGGGAGAGGCAUUUUUGUUAUCAUGCCUCCGAAGGUACGAGACCACGCUUGCUGCAACAGAUCUUGUUCCUGAAGUCUUGACAGCUGCCAUUCAACGUGUUUUAGCACUACUCUCUUCUAAUGGAAGAAUUUCAGGUUCAGCAGCCUUAACUUAUUCCCGGUAUUUGUUAAAGAAAUAUGGGAAUGUUCCAAGUGUUGCAGAGUGGGAAAAGAAUUCAAAAGCAACGUAUGAUAAGAGACUUCUUUCCGAACUUGAACCCCGAUCAUUGGACGGAGAGUUUGGAUUUCCACUUGGAGUUCCUGCAGGAGUUGAAGAUCUUGAUGAUUUUCUCCGUCAAAAGAUAAGUGGUAACCGAAUAACGAGAGCAGGUAUGAACAUGAAAGAUCUAGUGCAAAGGCAGAUUGAGGAGGCUUUUCACUACUUCUUUGGUAAGGAGAGAAAGGUCUUGGGUGCUGGUGCACAAAAAAGUCUUGGAAUUGAAAAGUCUGAUGAUGGGUUCCAGAUAGCUCAACAGAUAACUAUGGGACUAAUGGAAUGCAUUCGACAGACCGGUGGUGCUGCUCAAGAAGGAGACCCCUCAUUGGUGUCUUCUGCUGUUGCUGCCAUAGUCAAUAAUGUUGGACCGACCAUUGCAAAAAUGCCUGAUUUCUCAGCGACCACAAAUCAUUCAAAUGCUUCAUCUUCACUCAACAUUGCUAGGCGUAUUUUGCGCAUCCACAUAAGCUGCUUAUGUUUACUUAAGGAAGCUUUUGGAGAGCGUCAGAGCCGGGUAUUUGAGAUAGCUCUUGCGGCAGAAGCAUCUUCUGCUCUUGCUAUAGCCUUUGCUCCAGUAAAAUCUUCUCGAAGCCAGUUUCAACUUUCUCCUGAAGACUCCAGUGUAAAUGUUUCAAAUGAAAUUGUGAACAAUUCUGCCAGAUCAGGAAGGGUUACAAAAAGUGCUGCUGCAAUCUCUGCUCUCAUUGUUGGGGCUGUUAUUCAUGGUGUUACAAGCUUGGAGAGGAUGGUUACUGUCUUCAAAUUAAAGGAAGGUUUGGAUGUGAUACAAUUUAUAAGAAGCACAAAAUCUACUUCAAAUGGUAAUGCCCGUUCAAUUCCAGCUUUUAAGGUGGAUAAUUCUAUUGAAGUUUAUGUGCAUUGGUUUAGAUUGCUUGUUGGAAAUUGCAGAACCGUAUCUGAUGGUUUAGUUGUGGAACUUUUGGGUGAUCCAUCUGUUGUUGCUCUUUCAAGGAUGCAGCGGAUGCUCCCUCUUAGCUUGGUCUUUCCACCUGCCUAUGCUAUAUUCGCCUUUGUUAUAUGGAGACCCAUUAUUCUUAGCAAAGACCUUGCAAACCGUGAAGACAUUAAUUUAAUGUAUCAGUCUUUGACAAUGGCCAUUGGUGAUGCCAUUAAGCACCUGCCUUUUCGUGACGUGUGUCUGAGGGACAGUCAAGGAUUUUAUGAUCUUGUAGCUGCAGAUGUUAGUGAUGCUGAUGUUGCUUCCAUGUUAAAUGCUUUGGACAUGCACACUAAGUCUGCAGUAUUUGUUCCUCUUCGUGGAAGGCUUUUUUUGAAUGCCGUCAUUGAUUGUAGAAUGCCAGUGUCUUUGUCCACUCAGGAUGAUAGCAAUCGAGUGUCUGGACUUGGUGGCUCUAAAGUUCAACAUGCAGAUAAUGAGUCGAAGCUUCUUGAUAAGCUUGUGAAUGUGCUGGACACUCUGCAGCCUGCAAAAUUUCAUUGGCAAUGGGUUGAACUCCGGUUGCUUUUGAAUGAACAAGCUCUUGUUGAAAAACUUGAGACCUAUGAUAUGUCCCUAGCAGAUGCUCUCCGUUCUCUGUCACCUGGCCCUGAAAAAGCUGCUGUUUCUGAAAAUGAGAAUAAUUUUAUUGUGAUCAUCCUCACAAGGUUGUUGGUCAGACCAGAUGCUGCACCGCUUUUCUCAGAACUGGUUCAUCUUUUUGGGAGGUCACUGGAAGAUUCUAUGUUAUUGCAGGCUAAGUGGUUCCUGGGAGGACAGGAUGUUCUUUUUGGACGGAAAACUAUUAGACAGCGUCUUACUAAUAUUGCAGAGAGUAAAAAUCUUUCAACCAAGAGACAGUUUUGGAAGCCAUGGGGCUGGUGUAGGUCAGGCGUUGAUCCUCUGACAAACAGAGGAGACAGGAAGAAGUUUGAGGUCACCUCCCUUGAAGAAGGGGAGGUUGUUGAAGAUGGUACAGAAACUAAAAAGUCUGGUAAAAGCUCCACCCAAAUGUUUGAAUCUGAAGGAUUCAAUGUCAGCCGGCAGUACAUGACUGAAAGAGCUCUAAUUGAACUAGUCCUUCCCUGCAUUGAUCAAGGUUCUGAUGAAUCACGCUAUACAUUUGCUAGUGAUCUGAUCAAGCAGCUAAAUAACAUUGAGCAGCUGAUAAAUGCGGCUGCUCGUGGUUCAAGUAAGCAGACAGGAUCAGCCUCUUCUGGACUGGAAGGUCCUGUGAGUAAGAGUAAUAAUCGCAAAGGUAUGAGAGGUGGCAGUCCGGGAAUGAUUAGACGGACUCCAGUUGCUGCAGAUUCUUCUCUGCCAUCCCCGGCUGCCCUGCGAGCCUCCAUGUCUCUGCGGUUGCAAUUAUUGCUGAGAUUGCUUCCUAUUAUUUUCACAGAUGGGGAACCAUCUGGCAGGAAUAUGAGGCUUAUGCUUGCCGUUGUAAUACUUCGUCUCCUUGGUAACCGGGUUGUGCAUGAGGAUGCUGACUUAGCCUUCUCUCCCAUGCAAAGCUCUCAAUCCAAGGCGGAAGUUGAGUUACCAUUGGAAGCGGCUUCUAUGGACUUGCCUGGUGAAAGUCUAUUUGAUCGACUACUGUUGGUUCUUCACGGAUUGCUAAGUAAUAGCCAGCCAAGCUGGUUGAAGUCAAGGUCUGCCUCCAAGUUGAUGAAUGAAUUUUCCAAGGAUACUGUGGGGAUUGAUCGUGAUGUGGUGGAGAGUUUACAGAAUGACUUAGAUCGUAUGCAGCUGCCCGGCUCAAUUCGGUGGCGUAUUCAAGCUGCAAUGCCAGUUGUUCUUCCUUCCGUGCGAUGGUCUAUCUCUUGCCAGCUACCAUCUGUUUCUACGUCUGCUGUUGCUUCACUUCAACCUAGUGUCACAAUUUCUGGAUUAAAUACUGGAAGUCAACCACAGAAAAAUCCGCUUCCUUUAGCACGAACAACAAACACGCCAGGGAAGAAGCCAUUGCCACUGCAACAACAGGAUAAUGAUAUGGAAAUCGACCCGUGGUUACUUUUGGAAGAUGGUACGGGAUCCGGCCCAUCAUCAAGUAACACAGCUGUCAUAAAUAGUGGCGAUCAUGCUAAUCUUCGAGCCUCCAGCUUGCUUAAAGGGUCCGUAAGGGUCAGACGGACAGACCUCACAUACAUCGGUUCUAUGGAUGAUGACAGCUGAAAUUUUAACUUCAAUUCUUGAUUACAUCUGAAUCGAGCAAUCCCCUCGACAGGGAAUACAAUUUUUUGUUGAUCGCCGAUGAUCAGCAACAAGUUUCCGCAUUGUUCUCGCGUUUCCGCUUUUAAGGCAAAGGAAUCUGCUGAGCUGAGGGGUGCAUUUUUUGGGGGAGACGCCCGCAGGCAGUACUGGUUAAGGUACUGAAACAAACCUACACAGCCUGCCCCGCCCAGAUCUCGGGGGCCGAAUUGACUACUAACCUUUUGAUGAUUGAUCACUCCCCAUUGAACUGCAUGCCCUAGGUGGGGUGCAGUUGGAGGGCUUCUGUAUAUAUAGAAUGAAUCUUUUUACACUUGACCGAUUCAUGAGGGUAAAAAUCUGAAGAAUUAUUUGUAGCAGUUUCAUGUGCAUCAAUCUAUUGUUCCAUCAUCC
Messenger RNA from Mercurialis annua (annual mercury), 7678 nucleotides. RefSeq names its product mediator of RNA polymerase II transcription subunit 12. NCBI's taxonomy places the organism in Eukaryota, Viridiplantae, Streptophyta, Magnoliopsida, Malpighiales, Euphorbiaceae. The transcript is spliced from 14 exons. Gene Ontology annotation, biological process: regulation of transcription by RNA polymerase II. Bases 428 to 7249 code for a protein of 2273 amino acids. The record is from RefSeq and is a predicted model, not a curated record. Gene Ontology annotation, molecular function: transcription coregulator activity. Gene Ontology annotation, cellular component: mediator complex.